GACCUCCUGGUUCAUAGGUAAACGCUCAACCACCGAGCCAUGCGUCAUUUUCAACCUCCGGAAGCCCCAGGGUCUCAAAAAAACUCAAAGUGGCUCCAAGAUGACCUGGAGGAGAUUGCUUUAAAGAGAUGGGGCAGUCAUGUGUGUCCUUGGUCAUUUUAAAACCUGCAACUGCUUGCUUUAAUGAGGAACCAAAUAUCCAGACCUAUGGUCCGACAAAGGAGCUUUAUCAUUUAAAAAUAACCGCCAUGCGGCAGGCACUCAAUAGAUAUUCUAUUCUUACAAUCAGCUCACUAGGAGGCUUAUGAUAGUCCCAGUUUAUAGUUGAGGAAACGGAUUAGAGAGAGUCAAUGACUUGCCCAAUGUCCCAGGGCUAUAAGUGAUGACCUGGGACUGCAUACGAAGGUUAAAUGAUACGGACUUAGACAUCUAAUGUCCAGUCUCAGGUAAAUAAUAAUUCCUGGAAACAAGGGCUGUCCAAGAGAAGUGGGUGUGGCCACAAGCUACAAGACCAAAAUGGGCCAUAUCAGUUUGGGAGGCAGAAUCCACUGAGGCAUCAGGAACCUCUCACCCAUGUUUGCCUGAGGAACAGGCUGUCACCUCACAGAAAAGGAGGAGAGAAUAAGGUGGUCCUUCAACAACUCACCUCUGGGUGGGCUCCUCUGCCAGGUGUUAUGCUGACUUUUUGGUCUAGCAGGACCGGCCUUCUCGCACACUCACCUUUAGCACUGGGGGAGGGGCAACAAAAUAGAUGGGGACAGGGGGAAAUUUUAGAUCUCAAAUGUAGAAUUGGCCUAACCAGCUUUGAAACAGGGCUUUCACUAACCUGGACACUGUUGGCAAUCUGGCACCAGACAUGCAAGGAGGCCCAUCACUCCCCCACUCUAAGUACCAACUCUUUGAGCCAGACAUCUGCAAAUGCGGAAAAAAUAUGUGUUUCUUUCAGAGACUAUGAUGGAAGGUCUGAUCUUCAUGUUGGAAUAACUAACACAAAUGGAGUCGUCUAUAAUUAUACUAUGCACGGUGUCCAGCGAGAUGAAGCAGGCUGGGAGCAGAGUGUAAGUGUCCCAUUAUUGCAGCCCGGCAUGUUUGGACUGAUGGACCAGUGGGACAAGUACCUGGAAGACUUCUCCACCACGGAGGCCUGGCUGCCUCACAGGUACGAAGAAGAACACCACAACUGCUACAGUUACACCCUCACAUUCAUUAACUGCGUUCUGGCCACAGAAGGCAAGGAGCAACUGGACAAGAACGAGUUCACCGAGAAGUUUGUGGUCCCCAGGACCAGGAAGGCUUCCAAGUACAUCACGCUGUACCGGGCGGUAGAGGAGCAUGGCUUCUACGUGAUCGACCACCCGCAUCAAGAGCCGAGUCCUCCUCCGGGGAGUGGUUUGUGCUGAGUGCGCCGUGUAAAAGCAGAAGGGACAGGAUAUUUGGGGGUGACU
Messenger RNA from Myotis davidii, 1445 nucleotides. It is a transcript of the gene MKRN2OS, whose product is annotated as MKRN2 opposite strand. NCBI's taxonomy places the organism in Eukaryota, Metazoa, Chordata, Mammalia, Chiroptera, Vespertilionidae. Bases 675 to 1400 code for a protein of 241 amino acids. The record is from RefSeq and is a predicted model, not a curated record. The transcript has 3 exons.